AUCGCCUGCCAUUAUUUUUUGUAAUGUUCGAUUGAAGUUUUGUGCAAAAAUUUCGACCAUCUCGACCAUUUUGACGUUUCAUUUGUUUUGUGAACACAGGAACGAUUGCUGCCUAAGCAGCAGCGAAGCUAACCCAAGCUUACCACACCACUGAUAAAAUGUCACGUUUACGCUGGCUGACUGAUCACUGACCAACGCGAAGCGUACCGUACGUCGCCGCCGUGUGAGUGUGUAACAAAACGGUGUGGAGUCCGUUGAAGUUAUCAUCGGAUAGACGGAAUUCAUUGCUAUUGGAACAAAAAAUACUUGCCAGUUUCAACGUCUCUUUUUUUUCAGAAUCGUUAGAGGAACAAAAUUGAGAACAUGGCAGCACCGUUGCCAGCCAUCCACAAUACAAGAGGGCAUUCCCCCGCCAUUCAUGAUCAAGCCAUCGCACAACACAGAGUCCCUAGCCCUCCUAAUAAAUACAGGCCCCCUGAUCAAUACCUCAAACCACAAAUGAAAGUAUCAGGUAGGAGGGAGCGUGAACACAUGAUGAAACAGCACCUAUUAAAGAACAAACAACCAAGCCUCACUAAGAUGGACACUCACAGGUAUCGCAACACAUUUUUCCAUAAUCUUUGCUUGGAAAUGUUGAAAGAUGGCUUUCACCGCUCCUUCUCUGAGGUCUUUGCCUUGGUCCAACAACAGAAGGCUGAGAUUGAUGCCGCUGGGCCUGACUCUCUCUUACAAGACAGGAACCUCUUAGCACAACAGGAAUCCAAGCUGGAGGUGAUGAGGAAACGGCUUACAGAGGCAGAGCUUGCUCUAAGAAUAGAUGACAUCGAUGGAGUGUUUGCGUCAAGGAAUGGUAUUGCAGAGUAUUUUCUUGGGACUGGAGACUUAUGGCUGUCUGAUCACUUCUUCAUCUCAUGCUUAGAGAUGGCUCAGAAGAUUAAAGGUGAUGGAAGGAAAAAGGAAGGAGAGGCUCACUGCAACAUGGGAAGAGCUUAUGAAAGGAGGAAAGAGAACAGUGAAGCAGCAGAACACUUUGAAGCUUUUUAUGAGCUUGCUUCUAAGAAUCCAGCCUGGGUAAAUGGCGAAGGUCAGAGUUUACACUCAGAAGCCUGUGAGCACCUAAGACGCUUAUAUACAACCAUUGCUGAGAUGUACCAAGCAGGAGAGGAGAAGGACCCACAAGAAGCCAUCUCAAAUCUACUCAAAGCAUUUGAGAAGGCCAAAGAGAGUGGGCAUCACCAGAAGGAGGGUGAAGCAAGCUAUAGGUUAGGUCUAGCCUAUGAAGACAUCGGAGACUCUGAAACAGCACUCAUGUACCAUACAGGAUUCAUGGAUAUCUGCAAAAAGUUUGGUGACCAGGAUGGCAUGGGCAAAGCUUGUGAAGCCAUCGCUAAAUCAUAUGAAAAGCAAGGCAAGCUGGAUGAGGCAGUAAGGUACCUGGAGAUGUUUGAAGAUAUUGCAGAGAAAAGUAAACAACUAUCAGCCCAUGGCAAGGCAUGUAGUUGCCUUGGAGCUGUGUAUAACUCCCUGGGCAAGUACAAAAAGGCCUCACAGUACUUUGGUAAUGCGUUCAACAUUGCACGCAGCAUGGACAAUCCUGCCUUCUUUGAGACCAUGCGAGCAGAGUUUGGCAUAGCCAAUGCACACCAGACCCUUGGUAGAUACAUGGGGCUGAUAGAGAAACCUAACAAAGAGAUGUUGCUGAAAGUCAUCGACUGGAAGGAUGUUAGGAAUGAACAGUUUGGAAAUGAAGAAGAGGAAGAGAGUCAGUGAUUGCUGUUCACAAUCAUUGUUCAACUUCAGUCGAAGUUUUGACAGCAUCAUCUUCACCUAGCAGUGUUCAAAUAAAAAUACAACAAGUCCUUUGUACAAGUAGAUAAGACUUUGGAUUUCUUUGAUAAUGAGAACAAUUUGAUUCAAGAACAAACAAUGAUAGUAGUAAAACCAACAACAAGUCGGAUAUAUACAGACACAACACAAGAGCCAUAAUAAUUUCUUGUUAAUAAAUGUAGGGUGUUUUUUCUCUAUUUUUUAAUUCUUUAGAAAUUAACCAGGAGCAUUGUAAAUGUACUUUAAUUUAUCAAAUAAUUUAGAACAAAAUUGUGCAUUCUCCUUUGAGUCAUUAAAACAAUCUUCAAACGCCAACAGUGGUAGCAAGUCAAAUAGGGAAGGAAUUAUAUGACAGUAGUAAAUGUAUUACCUCUACAUUACGUCUUAGUUGUUUAAGUCCUGGCACUGGACACUUGGUAAUUGUCAAAGACCAGUCUUCUCACUUGGUGUAUCCCAACAUAUGCAUAAAAUAACAA
Asterias rubens (European starfish) is the source of this 2303-nucleotide messenger RNA. RefSeq names its product tetratricopeptide repeat protein 29-like. The record is from RefSeq and is a predicted model, not a curated record. Gene Ontology annotation, molecular function: protein binding. NCBI's taxonomy places the organism in Eukaryota, Metazoa, Echinodermata, Asteroidea, Forcipulatida, Asteriidae. Bases 364 to 1770 code for a protein of 468 amino acids. The transcript is spliced from 10 exons.